AUGCAAGAGCUUGCGCGGCAGUUUGAGCAGCAGGGCAUUCGGUGCUCAGGAGACGCUCCUCAGCGGCUAUGGUGCUCGUUUUGCACAACAUACCGGCAAGACUUAGCUAAAUUUAGUGUUCCUCACAGUGAACUGGAGGAAGGGGCUAGCGUGAAAGCGGAAGAAAAGACAGGGGUUGCCGAUGAAACAGCACGUGACGACUCAAGUUCUGGUCCCUCACCUUCAACCUCAGGUACUACUCGGGAUAGCCACCCAAGCACUCCUUCGUCUCCGCUUUGCAUACUAGAGGCCACUAAGGAGUCCGUUUUGGCCCACUGUGCGACACGCACCCACCUCUAUCUCUACGAGUACUAUGUGCAAAACGAAUUGCAGCACUGGUGCGCGGUCGAGUUGCAUGGGUACCGUAUGCUUCUCAGCCACCACUGUGUCUACCCUUCCCGCAUGUUCGGUGACGGUCGUCUCCUGAUGGAUACUUCGAUCUCCGGUGGGAUGCUGCUCGGCGUGGACAUCUGUGGUGGAGUGAAGCUGUGGCCGCAGCAUCAGUACACUGUCGUGGAACUGAUUCUUCCAUCGGCGCGCAGCGGGGUUCGAGAAGUGCUGGUUCCCCCGCUGUCCGUUUCUUGUGACGAGGAGGAGAACCAACGAGCGAAUGAAGCAGAGAGCGGCAAGCAGCGUGCAUCGUCUCCGCCGCCGCCAAGCCCGCCAGGGAGCCGCGUCGUUCGCGUUAUCCACGAGGCUUCGGAGAUCCCAGCGGAGGUGGCGAGCACCUACAAUAGUAACUUGAGUGAGUCGCGGCGGCGGGGUAGUAAAGCUACUCGAUCUCUCGAUCGAGGCCCCACUGGCGCAUCCGGCGGUCGCGUGAGCUCAAGCAUUGUGCCACGGUACUUCGAUGAGUUCCACAGACUGCGUAGCCAGCGAGUCAUGGAGGGGUCUCUCAAGACGGUACUGGAAGCCACCAACGCGUCCAUCAUUGGCGAGGCUCGCCUACGCAGGCAGCGCCGUCGCUACGCAGUGAAGCACAACCAUGUUGCUCUCGCCAAGGAGAAGACUGCGUCCGGUGGUUAG
Messenger RNA from Leishmania braziliensis MHOM/BR/75/M2904, 1065 nucleotides. RefSeq lists its product as hypothetical. The record is from RefSeq and is a predicted model, not a curated record. The transcript has a single exon. Bases 1 to 1065 code for a protein of 354 amino acids. NCBI's taxonomy places the organism in Eukaryota, Euglenozoa, Kinetoplastea, Trypanosomatida, Trypanosomatidae.